GAGAGAGAGAGAGAGGGGGAAAGAGAGAGAGAGGGCGGCGGAGCUGAAGGAAACGAAAAAACCUGCGACAAUACUUUUACUUUUCGGGCUGAACGAGCGGCGCAGGACGGGCGGUUUUUCCUCCACUCUGCGGGACUCGGUCGGUCGUGUGAGCGGGAGUUGGAGCCCAGAUGGCCGGAAUAUUUGGCUGGGGACAGCCUGCCAUGGGGCAAGGCAACCCAUGCAUAGAGAUAAUCGAGCAGCCCAAGGCCAGAGGGAUGCGUUUCCGAUAUAAAUGUGAGGGGAGGUCAGCGGGCAGUAUUCCAGGAGAGAAAAGCAGUGACUCCACCAAAACACACCCAGCCAUCAAGGUACAUAACUACAGUGGCCCUUUAAGAGUAAGGAUCUCCCUGGUUACCAAAAGCCAGCCCUACAAGCCCCACCCUCAUGAGCUGGUGGGUAAAGACUGUAAGCAUGGAUACUACGAGGCCGACCUUCCGGAGAGACGGGUUCACAGUUUCCAGAACCUGGGUAUUCAGUGCGUGAAGAAGAAGGAUGUGGCUGAAGCUAUUUCCUGCCGCAUGCAGACGCAGAACAACCCUUUUAAUAUUCCGGAGGCUAAAGUAUGGGAGGAAGAGUACGACCUGAAUGCUGUGCGCCUCUGUUUCCAGGCAACCAUCACUCUGCCCAAUGGAGAUCUGUUCCCUCUGGAGCCUGUCGUUUCUCAGCCCAUCUACGACAACAGAGCUCCAAACACUGCAGAGCUGAAGAUCUGCCGGGUGAACAGGAACUCUGGCAGCUGCAAGGGAGGAGAUGAGAUCUUUCUACUGUGCGACAAAGUGCAAAAAGAGGACAUUGAGGUGCGUUUUUUCCGGGACUCAUGGGAGAGUAAAGGCUCGUUCUCUCAGGCUGACGUCCACAGGCAGGUGGCCAUUGUGUUCCGCACGCCGCCCUACUGUGACACCAACCUGACAGAGCCUGUCCGGGUGAAGAUGCAGCUCCGCAGGCCCUCGGACCGUGAGGUCAGUGAGCCGAUGGACUUCCAGUACCUGCCCUCCGACCCAGAUGAGUACAGGCUGGUGGAGAAAAGGAAGCGGACAGAAGGAAUGCUGCAGAAUCUCAAACUUGGCAACAUCCCACCAGCUACCAUGUCAGAGAGAAGGCCAUUCAGUACUGCAAGACGGACAUUUACAGCCUCUAAACCUUCAGCUGCUGCAAGUGUUUCUCCAGUGGUGAAUCCAUUGGCUGCGUCGUCUGUUCCUGCAGUGAAGCCUUUUUUCAGCGCUGUUCCGGGUCAUCUUUUCGCUCAACCUAAAGUGGAGCAAACAUCAGCACCCUCUACUGGAGAUACAUGGAAGUUUCUCAACAGUCUCACUGUGCCUUCCACUACUCCGGCCGCCCCCCCAACAGUUUCCCAAGAUUUCCACACUGUAAAUCUCUCCGACCUCCAUGACUUCUCCUUCAGCAGUUUCCCUCAGUCUACUCUGGAACAAGCUGACAAUACUGCCAGGAGAGAUGGACUUGGAAGUAAUGUAGCUGGAGUUUCGGUGGCCCAAGAAAUCCAGAACAACUUCAGUACCCAGAGCGCUGCGCCAUUCAGGGAGGAACCACAGCCAGAAGACGGUGAUCUCCCAGAUUUCCCAAGCUUUUCUGAAGCUCAGACAUCAGAUGUGGACAACAUCAACAUUGAAGAUUUCCAAGCACUGCUGGGCCAGAGUGGCCUGUCUGGAGAAGGAGCAUCCGGCAUUGGGAAUUCUGCUUCUGCCAGUUCAACGGCCACUCCAGCAGGAGACACUAUGGCAAGCAAUGGCUCGAAUCAGGUGGGGAACAACAUGGGAAGCAAUGCAACUACGUGGAUGAAUUUUCCACCAAGCAUCGUCAACCUGCUGCAGAACGAGCAGAUGGCAAACGCCCAGCCUGUUUCCGCUGCCUCUGUAGGCUUCGAUGACAUUGACGUGAUAACCUCCAUGGACGAAGAUCGCCUCCUGUCCAUCUUUAACAGUGGCAGCCAGGUCAGCUUUCUGUCUGGACAUCCAACUUAGGUACUAUAGAAGUGUGACCUGUUUGUUCUGUACGGUCACAUCUGACUGUUCAAUCGACACCAUCCUCAUA
This is a messenger RNA of Pygocentrus nattereri (red-bellied piranha), 2091 nucleotides long. It is a transcript of the gene rela, whose product is annotated as v-rel avian reticuloendotheliosis viral oncogene homolog A. Gene Ontology annotation, molecular function: RNA polymerase II cis-regulatory region sequence-specific DNA binding; DNA-binding transcription factor activity, RNA polymerase II-specific. Gene Ontology annotation, cellular component: cytoplasm. Bases 171 to 2021 code for a protein of 616 amino acids. The record is from RefSeq and is a predicted model, not a curated record. Gene Ontology annotation, biological process: non-canonical NF-kappaB signal transduction; cellular response to stress; regulation of transcription by RNA polymerase II. The transcript is spliced from 11 exons. Lineage: Eukaryota; Metazoa; Chordata; Actinopteri; Characiformes; Serrasalmidae.